Molecule: messenger RNA, 3487 nt
Organism: Cryptomeria japonica (Japanese cedar)
Lineage: Eukaryota; Viridiplantae; Streptophyta; Pinopsida; Cupressales; Cupressaceae
Product: glutamate receptor 3.3
Exons: 7
Coding region: 194-3229 (1011 amino acids)
Biological process (GO): G protein-coupled receptor signaling pathway
Cellular component (GO): plasma membrane
Molecular function (GO): glutamate-gated receptor activity; G protein-coupled receptor activity
Source: RefSeq, a predicted model, not a curated record
AGCGGAACUUCUGCCGCCCAAUUUGAAGUAGAGUUCAUACGAGUUAACGUAAAACCCUGGCAGAACAUUUCCAAAUUUGUUCUUCCUGUUCUCAGAGAUUCCUGAUUACGAAGUGUAAAAUUUUGUUUAGUAAUUCUUUACGCAACAUAACUGCGCAAGCAAAGAAUCCAAUGGAUUUUAUAAGAGGAGAGCAAUGCAUCUUUUUCGAGCCUGCUUUUCAUGUCCAAUUUUGUUGUUCCCUGCCACUCAAUUUCAUCAGAUUUUUACAGAAAUCCUUUUUAAGAUGGGCAGAAGGAAAUGCUUACAAUAUCAGAGGCUUUUUCUUGCCUGGAUUUUCUUUUGGUAUCAUUGUACUAUAUUACACGCCCAAAAUCAUUCAACACCAGCUAUUCUGAAGAUUGGGGCCCUUAUUUGCUUGAACUCGAGAACUGGGAAGGCCAUUAAGAUGGCUCUAGAGCUUGCAUUGGAAAAAGUAAAUGAAGACCCAAACAUAUUGUAUGGCACAAAAUUGGAGUUACUUGUGCCUGACUCAAAUUGUAGUGUGCUUCAAAAUGUUGCUUCAGCGAUGCAAUUGAUGGAUGAUGGAGUGAUUGCAAUAUUAGGUCCGCAAACAUCAGAUGACUCAUAUUUUAUGGCUGCUAUGGCAGAAGAAAACCAUAUUCCUUUGGUUUCAUUUACAGCUACAGAUCCAGCAUUAUCUCAGUUACAGUAUCCCUAUUUUAUUCGGGUUGUUCCUAGUGAUGCAGUGCAGAUGGCUGCGAUUGCAAGCAUAAUUGAUUAUUAUGAAUGGAAGGAAGUUGUGGCUUUAUUCACAGAUGAUGAUUUUGGAAGGAAUGCUAUUUAUGCAUUAAGAAAUUCUCUUGAAAAGAUUGGCUCUAGAAUUUCGUAUAAAGUUGCAUUAGAUCCUAAUAUAGGGAAGGUUGGAUUUCAGAAGGUACUGUUAGAUCUUCAUAAAAUCAAACCAAGGGUAAUUUUAGUGCACAUGCAACCUGAUUUGGGCCAAACUUUACUCUCUGUUGCUAUUCAUUUGAAAAUGUUUAAUAGCAGCUAUGUUUGGAUUGUUACGGAUGGUACUGCAGGCAUAUUAGACACACUACCUCUUGGUGUUGAUUCAUUAACAGCACCAGAAGGGAUUAUAUGUACUCAAGUGUAUAUUCCUCCAUCUUUUAAGUUCAAAUAUCUCUACUAUGAAUUGAGAAAACGACUGGGAAGUAGAUGUUGUGAAGAUCAGAAUCUCAGAGCUGUGGCAUUCUAUGCAUAUGAUGCACUUUCGGUGAUCGCAAAAGCAGUACAUAGCUUAUUGAAUCAGAAGAAUUAUGAUUUAUCUGGUGGUCCAGAUACUCCUAGUGUAACUUUUAAUCCAGCAAAUGGAAGAGAAUCAACUGAUGUAUCUCCAUUGCUUCAUCAAAUUCAAAAAACCAGAUUUUUGGGUACAACAGGCCUUAUUGGAUUUGAUGCUAAAGGUGAUCGCUUGCAUUCUGUUUUUGAGAUUAUAAACAAACUUGAGACAGGUCGUAAAGCUGUGGGUUACUGGACUUCAAGUGUAGGAUACUUGACCAUUCAGCCUCCAAGCACUAUUGCUGAGAGUACAUUUAAUGCUACCAAAAGAGUCAAGGAGCCAAGUCUUGUAACUUGGCCUAGAGGUAGUAGUAAAGUUUCUCGUGGUCGGAUGCCUUCAAUGAUUGGAAGGCCUCUUCGCAUCAUUGUUCCACACAAAGCUGGGUUUGAGACAUUUGUGGGGGUGGAUGUGAAAAGGCAUAAUAAAACAACAGCUUCGGGUUUCUGUAUAGAAGUAUUUACAGCUGCUCUUGCUUAUCUGAAAUACAAUGUUUCUUAUACAUUUACAGCUUUUGGAACUGGACAGACAACUCCCAAUUAUGAUGACCUCAUUCAAAAAGUUGCUGACAAGGAGUUUGAUGCAGCUGUUGGAGAUAUUACAAUUACCAGAAAGCGCUCAAAUAUAGUUCAAUUUACACAGCCAUUUUUAGAGUCGAGCUUGACAGUGGUGGUGCCUAAAUUGCUUAAAAAAUCUAGCCGCACCUGGCAGUUUUUUCGACCAUUUUCUAUAAGCAUGUGGUGUACCAUGGGUGUUUGUUUUAUCAUCACUGGAGUAGUUAUAUGGGUAUUGGAACGUAGGAAUAAUAAGGAUUUUCGAGGAAGGCCAAAGAAGAUGAUUUCCACCAUUAUUUGGUUCAUAUUGUCAACCCUUUUCUUUACUCAGAGGGAGAAAGUGAAAAGUGUUCUAGGCCGGAUGGUGUUAAUUGUUUGGUUUUUUGUGGUCCUUAUCAUCACUUCGAGUUACACUGCAAAUCUCACUUCAAUUCUGACUAUUGAACAACUAAGGCCAACAGUGAAUGGCAUUGGUGGAUUAAUUACAAGUGAUGACCCUAUUGGCUAUCAAAGUGGAUCAUUUGUGAGAGACUAUCUAUUAGAGUUGAAUGUAGCAAAAGAGAGACUGGUCCCGUUAAAUACAUUGCAGAAUUAUAGAAAUGCAUUAUUAAGUGGCCCACAACGAGGUGGGGUGGCAGCAAUUGUGGAAGAGAAACCUUAUGCAGAUUUGUUUAUAUCACAAAGAUGUGAGUUUAAGACUUCUGGCGCAGAAUUCAGCAAAGGUGACUGGGGAUUUGUAUUCCAGAAAGGUUCACAGCUAGCUAUUGAUAUUUCGACUGCUAUAUUGAAGCUUAAUGAGGAUGGAACUUUGCAACGUAUACGUGAUAAAUAUCUAGGAAAUUCUACAUGUGAAUCAAGUGAUGAAAUUUCCAGCCAUCUAGGCACAUCGGCAUUUUUAGGCUUAUUUUUAAUAACUGGGAUUGUAUCGAUAGUAGCAAUCAUUUCAUAUUGUGUUAGUUUAGCAAGACUGUUCUGUGUUGUUAGGGAAGAGGAUAUUGCAAACGAGGAAGAUUAUAGAGAGAACUCAUCCAAAUGUGCAAGUAUAAUGCAUUCUGUUAAGUCCUUUCUAAAAUUUAUUACCAAAGAAGAAAUCCCUCGACACAGAAGAAAAGAUUUGCGAUAUAGAAGUAAGAUACGAAAACAAGAGAAAAAAAGAGCAAAAAAUGGGUCAACAAGUGGGAGCUCAUUGGGCACUAGAGUUGGAUAUCAAGACCAUUCAUUUUCUGGUAAGACAGAUGAUGAAGACCAAAGUGUCAAUCCUAGUCUGCAUAGGACACAGAGCCCUGAAAUAGAAGGCUUUGGUUCUGAAGGGGAGCUAACGUUUGGGAAACGUGGAUGAUUGAGGAAGGAUUAGUAACGAAUAAGGUCCCAUAUAUAUUUAUAUCUGUAUAUUUAAAUAUUUUUCUUUUGUUGCAACUUUUAAAACCAUGUACAGUAACAUUUAAGCCCUCCAAGAUGAUCAAUUGUGCAUCAGUAGUUGUAACCUCUUAAUGACAGCAAGGGAACCUAUAAGCACACAAGCUCCUCUAGAAUAUGUAACAAAGAAUACUUUUAUUGGCUAAUGGUUUAACACUUAAUGCCAUCUCAUUGACAGAUA